AAUGAAGAAGACAACGUUUGUUAGGAAGGGAGCCUCUCUUCAGAGACAACUCCCAACAGGUACCAAACCAUCUGUACACAAUGGACAAUUACUCGUCUCAUCAGGUCUUCACGAUUUGGAUAGUAUUAUUGGUGGUGGUUUUCCUUUGGGAAGUUUGGUUUUAAUUGAAGAGGAUCGUUAUAGUGAAUAUUGUCAGAAUUUGAUGAGGUAUUUCCUCUCGGAGGGUGUUACUAAUAGACACUCUGUUGUCUGUGGUAUUUUCAAUCAACAACAAAUUGCUCAACAACAAGCAUCAUCAUCAUUGCUUCAUCCUUCUCUUUCCUCUGUUUUUGCUUUUAAUUAUUCACGUUUUAAACAAGAACAAGAAUUGAAGGAAGAAGAAAAGGAAGCCUCUACUACUGCUCAAACAUCUGCUACUUUACCAGAAAAAACCGAAGAACAACAACCAACAAAACCAGCCUCUAAUAGUAUUAUGGAUAGAUUGAAUAGAAAAAUUGGAGCCAAUGCUGCAUCUAAUAGUAGUGGAGGUUCUACUACUCAACUCUCUAAUUCAACUUCUCAAUCAGGAAAUGAUAGUGAAUUGAAAAUUGCUUGGAGAUAUCAAGAUUUCGUCGAACAACAAAUCAAGGCCAAACAACAACGUGGUACAUCAUCUUCUGCUAGCUCUGGAGAAAAGAGUGGUGUUAUUGGUACUGUUUUGUGUAGUGAAUAUGAUUUGAGUAAGAAUAUGCAAGAGGAAUUAAUCAAGGAAAAUUUGGAUGGUAUUCAUGUCUUGUUUGAUAAGGAUGAAAUUUUCGAAAGUGACAAGGAAGAAAUUAAAAUGUUCUACGAUGACAUACUGAAAAAGAUUGCCAAUAUUAUCACAGAGAGUAAGAAGCAUUUUGCUUCAACAGCUACUGGAAAUGAAAUUUCAAGCAGAGCAGUUGUUAGAAUUGGAUUACAAUCACUGGGAUCAUUGUUCUAUAAUUCUGGAUCCAAUACUCACCAUCAUAAUUACAUGCUCAGAUUCCUUUUACAAUUGAAGAGUCUUUUGAGGUCUAGUCUUUCAGUUUGUGUCUGUACAAUUCCAAAGGUAGCUCUUCAAAUGAUGUCAUCAUCUUUGAUUCAACAAUUGGAACAAUUAUCGGAUUUAUCCAUGUCUAUUGACAGUUUUACAGGAUCUCAAUUGGAUGUUAGUGAUUGGGAAUUUAAGGAAUAUAGUGGACUUUUCUACAUUAAGAAACUUUUCAAGAUGAACUCUCUGACCUAUAAUUUCACUCCUGAUACUUUGAAUUAUGCUUUCAAGAUUAAGAAGAGAAAAAUGUACAUUGAAAAGUUGCACCUUCCACCAGAAGAAACCAGAGAAGCCUCAAAUCCUGAUCGACCAAAGUUCAAAGCUUCCAACGAUGUCGAAAGACACAAACUCAAAGUUAACAAGGUUUUGAAGGAAGUUCCAUCUGUGAAUCAACAAAAUGAUCAAUCACUUCAACAAGCAGAUGAUCACGUUUUUGGUUGUGCAUCUCAGUCAAGUGUGACAGGAUCUAAUCCAUUAGAUUUCUAAUAAAUUAAUUUAUUGUUUUUCUUUUGUUUG
Messenger RNA from Naegleria gruberi, 1570 nucleotides. RefSeq lists its product as uncharacterized. Gene Ontology annotation, biological process: tRNA wobble uridine modification. Bases 2 to 1540 code for a protein of 512 amino acids. Gene Ontology annotation, cellular component: transcription elongation factor complex; elongator holoenzyme complex; cytoplasm. The transcript has a single exon. The record is from RefSeq and is a predicted model, not a curated record. Lineage: Eukaryota; Heterolobosea; Eutetramitea; Acrasida; Naegleriidae.